CGUGGUGGCCAAGGACCUGUCGCGCCAGCUUCGCGUGAACAUGGGAACCGACCGCGCCAUCAUAUUGGUGGGCAACAAGGCGGACCUGGUCCGCAAGAGACAGGUCGCAAUAGACGGUGAGUUUGUGUCUGGAGGCUUAGUCUGGCCACGUUUAGGAAUGUCUCUUUAAAUGUCUCGUUAACAAUUCGUUAAAAAAAUAAUUUAAAAAAAUUGUCUUUAAUUUUGUUUUUUUUCAACUAAUAUCCACCAAAACUAUUUAUAAAACAAUUUGGCAUUGUUUUAUUUUUUUUUUAAAUGAAGAGAGGGGUGAGUGGGUGCAGCAUGUGGGGUCAAAGCUGCGAGAUCGGUGAGCUCAGAAAGAUGGCCAGCAUCAUUUAACAUAGCUGCUCCGACCUUGUUACGGUUAAUUUAUGCACGAUAAUUAGAAGGUUUGGGCGAAAAAGGGGGGGGGGGGGGGCAAAAUACCAUAGAUUAUUUAAGAAAACAUGUGUCUAUUAAAAAAAAAAAAAAAAAAAGAGGGGGGGAAAAAAAAAAAGGAAAAAAAAUGGAAAGGAAAGGAGAGGAAAAUUAAAAAAAAAAAAAAAAAAAAAAAAAAAAAACUGUAAAUGUCAAGAAUAUAAAGUCUCAAGAAAAAGAGAUUAAUGUGUAGCGCAUUCAACUUUCAAAGGGGAAAUAAUGCAUUGCCCAUUUGGGCCUACGAACUGUAUGGACAUUUCUUAUUCAUGAAAUUGUGUUCUUAAAAACGCGUUGCUUGAUUUAAAAAAAAAAUCUUUUUCAACAUUACAAAUUAGAUGAAUCAUUUAAAUUAUAAUUUUGUCCUUGUAUUUUAUUUUUAAAUAUCUAUAUCUAGACAUCAUUAUGUAGUCCACUUCCUCUUUAGACCGUCUCAUUCGUUACAUUUAAUCAACACUAUAACUGCAGCUAUUUAUUUCCUCGACAGCUGAUGGCGAGCUGACGGAGAAGACCGUGGUCCCGGUGCUGCUGGACGGAGAUGAAUCCAUUAUGGAAUUCAUAGAUGGAGCUGAUGUAAGUUGACAUGCGCAACAACACCAACAUCGCUACAUUUAGCUAUUGCUUUUUAAAUCCCCCCCCCCUCAUAGUUUUUUUGUGGGUGGGAGCGCACUGUAUCACGGCACACUAUUAAUCUCUUCAUCGCUGUCCUCAAAUUGCAACCGGGCGUCAGGCCUUGAAAUGUAGAUUUAAAGGUAUAUCUUUUUUCCCCAUUACUCGAUUUCUAAAAAUGAUUUUUCCAUUACUUGAUGUCUAAACAUGAUUAUUGCAUUAUUUGGUUUCUAAAUAUGCUCUUCCAUGUGACCCUGGGAACUAAAAUGUUACGGGCGUCUAUCUGAAACUAUGUGUCGUAACACUGACGUAAGGUAUUUAGAAUUAGUCGAAUACUCCUUUACAUCGUGGGUUAUUCUAUAUAUUAAGGUUACAACGGAGUAAAAUUACGACGUGUUUUCUAAACUUUAAGAACUUUCGUCUCUUUGACCAGGCUAUAUCUUUAAGAGCCUGUUACGUCGUGAUAUGGUUUUGAAAAUGUAAUCUGUGUUAAGGUUCAGCUCGUAGAAUACACACUGCGUAACAAAGGACUGAGAAAAAAAAACACCAUGCAGAGAGAACGAUACCAAAGCUGGUGAUACUAACAAUAUUGACUUUCAUUAUUUAUUUAUUUAUUUAUUUAGGCAUUUUUAUAUAGCGCUUAUCAUAAAGCUCUAAGCGCUUUACAAUUAUUAAAACAUGUAAACUAAGUAAAAUAAAAAUGAGACAUUAUACAAUUAAAUUUCUAUUAAAACAAAAUACAAAUUCGAAUGCAGAAACAAACAAAAAAUAUCAACUUACAGCACAGCGCGUGAAAAGGUACACUCUUCACAAAUGCAAAUAAUAAUUUAGAUAUAACAUUAUAAAAUGUCUCGUAUAUGUAGGGAAACAUAACAAAAAAAAAUAUUCCUCACUCUCUUUCUCUUUUGCUCUGUCUGUUAGUUAACCUAUUGGCCUAAAUAUAGGGAUUAGAUGAGAACGGUCAAGGGAAGAAAUUAAAGAGAUUCUAGAAAAUGGCAUUCUUUCAAACAAAUAGAGCGCAUUCGAAAUUUAAAAAAAAAAAAAAAAAAAAAAAACACCUUUCCCAACCAAUAAAGGGGUGGGUAAAGGAUGACACAAUACAUUUAAUCGGCGCCGUCACUAGCAAGGCCAUACUGGGGGGGGGGGNCGAGGCUACACUAUAACAGGGCCAUUUGAGAUAUCACUAAGUAGAUCUAAGGGUGUGUUCAUAAAUUAACAUCCAAUAAGAUGAUUUACAAGAAACUAAUAUCACCAACUUAUAUUUCCAAGAGUGUCCAAAUAAUAUUUGUAUAACAAACUAGCAAUAUUUCCUGGCGUAUCUAAACAAUAGACUGAUUAACACCAAUCAAUAUAGUACAUCCAGGCAUAUCAAAUUGAUGAUUGUAUAACAACAUAAAACAUUUACUUUUUUUUCCCAGGCGUAUCAAAUGGAUGACAUCAAUGUGGACGCUUACAUUGUCGUGUUCUCCAUCGUCGACCGGAAUUCAUUCGUGGUGGCCAAGGACCUGUCGCGCCAGCUUCGCGUGAACAUGGGAACCGACCGCGCCAUCAUAUUGGUGGGCAACAAGGCGGACCUGGUCCGCAAGAGACAGGUCGCAAUAGACGGUGAGUUUGUGUCUGGAGGCUUAGUCUGGCCACGUUUAGGAAUGUCUCUUUAAAUGUCUCGUUAACAAUUCGUUAAAAAAAUAAUUUAAAAAAAUUGUCUUUAAUUUUGUUUUUUUUCAACUAAUAUCCACCAAAACUAUUUAUAAAACAAUUUGGCAUUGUUUUAUUUUUUUUUUAAAUGAAGAGAGGGGUGAGUGGGUGCAGCAUGUGGGGUCAAAGCUGCGAGAUCGGUGAGCUCAGAAAGAUGGCCAGCAUCAUUUAACAUAGCUGCUCCGACCUUGUUACGGUUAAUUUAUGCACGAUAAUUAGAAGGUUUGGGCGAAAAAGGGGGGGGGGGAGAAAAUACCAUAGAUUAUUUAAGAAAUCAUGUGUCUAUUUAAAAAAAAAUUAAAUUAAUAAUUUCAAAAGCGUUUCUGCAUGACUCACACGAUGAUCCUAAUUCUCAGACUGUCAUCAAAUGUUUUAGAAUUAAUAAUUUUUAAAAAAUACUUCAAAAUUACUAUUGUAAUUUAGAGCCUAAAAUCUUUGAUUUUGGUAACAUUAUAAAUCCAUCUGAGGGGAGGCUAUUUGUGAAACCAGCCAACUAACUACUGGAUGAUGGUUGAGAAAAAGCUGCGUUUUUUGUUUGUUUUUUUUUUUUUUGGUUGUUUUUUUUUAAUUGUAAAUUUAAUCUUUUUUAAAAAGCAAAUGAAGCAAUUUAUAGUUUUGGAGUUAAACAAAGAUUUUAAUUCAUUCAAUACGUAGAUCUAGUAGACUGAAGAUUGACACGUAACAAACCAGCCAAAAUGGAUAACUCGUUUUUUGUUGUUUAUUUUUUUAAAUGUGACUUACAAUGCGCAAGUUAUCUCUUUGUGUAUUUUAACAACGGGAAGUGUAAGAUUGUUUUUUUUUUCCUUUUCUUUUUUGUCUUGUUUUUCAAAAAAAUUUAACCUAAAUUCAAAUGUAAUUUUAAAUUUCGUCAACAAAAAUGUUUUUGGAGGACAUUAAAAAAACAACAACAACAACAAAAAAAAACAAACAAUGCCCCUUUUCUGAGCUAUUCAAAGACAUGGCAACAGAUGCAAAGAAACAGGAAAAAAAAAAAAAAAAUGCCCCUUUUCGGAACAAUUAAAAAAAAAGGAAAAAAAAAAAAAAAAAAAAAAAAAAAAAAAAAAAAAAAAAAAAAGAAUGAUAAAAUAAAAUAAGUUGUUUACUCAAACCCCCGAAACUUUGCUUGUUAUUCUCGUCUCAGCACAUUUAGACGGACUCACAGUCGUGCACUUUUAGUCGCUUCCCCAUUAGAUUCAAGUCUAUAAAUAGCAUCAUCUCAUAAGUGUGUCACAUUUCGAUUUGGAUUUCUUUUCACGUGAUAUCUUUCUAUGAUUUUGAUUUGACUCCUUUAUUAUAUAAUGCUGAUAUUUCAAGUCUUGAUCUAAGCAAUACAGUCAGUUUAUUAUUUUUUUUUAAAAUAUAAAUUAUUAUCCUCUGCUUUUCUGAUAAGGGACAAGUCUGACCAGCGUAGGUUACUCCUGGUCUUAUGAUAGUGCCCUGUAUUGUUUUCUUUGUUCCCCUUGAGAUGAUUGAUUAUAUGAACAUUUAAUAAAAAUUUAGCAGACAUCGAUAAUUGAGUCUAAAUGUUGGGGUUGACCCCUUCCUGAUUAUCGACAUAUUGGGAUUUUCGAUUACGUGAGCAGGUGUUGUUAUUACGACAGUGGCGGUUGACCAUUUGACUUGUGACACACUACUGUCAUGGAGUCGCCACAAGUCGCGCUGAAAGAUACGAAUGCUUUCACUUUCCAUCACUUUGAGAUUCUCCCAUAGUAAUUUAUAUUUGUUAAAAAUAUUUUCUUUCUUAUUCGGCUAUCUGGAAUUUUCAACGACCGGAAUAUCGACGUCUUACUGUAUCUUUAAAUCUUCAAUUAACAAAAAAUUGACACUUUUAUUUUUGGCACAUCACGUAUUUAGAGAAAAUUGGGGGGGGGGGGAAUUUUUUUAACCUCCCCCCCCCUCCCCCCAGAAAAAAUGUAAAAAAAAUAUUCUAAUCUUUAAAUCUUCAAUUAACAAAAAAUUGACACUUUUAUUUUUGGCACAUCACGUAUUUAGAGAAAAUUGGGGGGGGGGGAAUUAUUUUAACCUCCCCCCCCCUCCACCCAGAAAAAAUGUAAAAAAAAUAUUCUUACUACAAAUUCAUGCAUUCUUAUGUAAUGGGAUCUUAUGCAAGCUCUAACCUCCUUAUCUUAUUCAACACUAUUUUUUCCACAGAUGCCAUGCAUGUGGCCUCCAUGUUACGACUUUCUUAUCAUAUUCAAAAAUGUUUCUCCCACAUUUGCCAUGCACGUGGCCUCCAUGUUACGACUUUCUUAUCAUAUUCAAAACUGUUUCUCCCACAGAUGCCAUGCACGUGGCCUCCAUGUUCGACUGCAAGUACAUAGAAACAUCGGCCGCCCUCAACCACAAAAUCGACGAGCUGGUGGCCGGGACCUUGACCCAGAUACGCCACCAGCUCCUGCCCCCGGGCACCGCCCUCACGCUCCCUCCACCGACCAAGUCCAGGAGCCGGACCCCCUCCCCGGUGUCGUUCUUCAACAGACUCUUCAAACGCAACGUCAAAGGAUCGGCGUCUUGCGAGGGAAUCUUCAUGAAAUGAACGAACCAGACCCCCGGACAAUCAAACCUGAAGUUCUAAAAAGAGAGUACACAGCUG
This is a messenger RNA of Lymnaea stagnalis (great pond snail), 5350 nucleotides long. The record is from the annotation of a GenBank genome assembly. NCBI's taxonomy places the organism in Eukaryota, Metazoa, Mollusca, Gastropoda, Lymnaeidae.